ACAGUGAAUAUUUAUUUGGUCCACAACUGGGGACAGUAGAAAGGACACCAGCUUGGAAUCAGUUCGGACCUGUGUCUGCUGCACAGCUGAAUCCCUGGGAAAGUAAGUUAUUUAAUCUUUCUGAGUCUGAAUUUUUUCACCUGGCAUAUGGCAAUGAAAAUACAUACAUCUCAGAUCUACUAUGAGGACUAACAAAGCUCUUUUAGUGUAGCAUGGCAGAAAGAACAAUGCCUAUGCCCACACAAAUACCUGCUGAUGGAGAUACACAAAAAGAAAAUAAUAUUCGUUGUUUAACUACGAUCGGACAUUUUGGUUUUGAAUGUUUGCCCAAUCAGUUGGUGAGCAGAUCUAUCCGACAAGGAUUCACUUUUAAUAUUCUCUGUGUGGGGGAAACUGGAAUUGGAAAAUCGACACUGAUAGACACAUUGUUUAAUACUAACUUGAAAGAUAACAAAUCCUCACAUUUUUACUCAAAUGUUGGACUUCAAAUUCAGACAUAUGAACUUCAGGAAAGCAAUGUUCAGUUGAAAUUGACUGUUGUGGAGACAGUAGGGUAUGGUGAUCAAAUAGACAAAGAAGCCAGCUACCAACCAAUAGUUGACUACAUAGAUGCCCAAUUUGAGGCCUAUCUUCAAGAAGAACUGAAGAUUAAACGUUCCUUGUUUGAGUACCAUGAUUCUCGCGUCCACGUGUGUCUUUACUUCAUUUCACCUACAGGACAUUCCCUGAAGUCUCUUGAUCUAUUAACAAUGAAGAAUCUUGACAGUAAGGUGAAUAUUAUACCACUGAUUGCCAAAGCAGACACAAUUUCUAAAAAUGAUUUACAGACGUUUAAGAGUAAGAUAAUGAGUGAAUUGAUUAGCAAUGGCAUCCAGAUAUAUCAGCUCCCAACAGAUGAAGAAACUGCUGCUCAAGCGAACUCCUCAGUUAGUGGGCUGUUACCCUUUGCUGUGGUAGGGAGUACAGAUGAAGUGAAAGUUGGAAAAAGGUUGGUCAGAGGCCGUCACUACCCUUGGGGAGUUUUGCAAGUGGAAAAUGAAAAUCACUGUGACUUCGUUAAGCUCCGAGAUAUGCUUCUUUGUACCAAUAUGGAAAAUCUAAAAGAAAAAACCCACACUCAGCACUAUGAAUGUUAUAGGUACCAAAAACUGCAGAAAAUGGGCUUUACAGAUGUAGGCCCAAACAACCAGCCAGUUAGUUUUCAAGAAAUCUUUGAAGCCAAAAGACAAGAGUUCUAUGAUCAAUGUCAGAGGGAAGAAGAAGAGUUGAAACAGAGAUUUAUGCAGCGAGUCAAGGAGAAAGAAGCAACAUUUAAAGAAGCUGAAAAAGAGCUGCAGGACAAGUUCGAGCAUCUUAAAAUGAUUCAACAAGAGGAGAUAAGGAAGCUCGAGGAAGAGAAGAAACAACUGGAAGGAGAAAUCAUAGAUUUUUAUAAAAUGAAAGCUGCCUCCGAAGCACUGCAGACUCAGCUGAGCACCGAUACAAAGAAAGACAAACAUCCAAGAAGGCCCUCAGCAGAUGUAGCCCCUCUACUUGGACUUCAUCAACCUCCAGAACCCUGAACCAAAUAAAUUUCUGUUCAUUAUAAAUUACCUGUUAUAGCAGCACAGAAUGGAUGAAGACAAGUGCCUCUGAAUGACUUACCCUAGAGAGAAGAAACUGGUUAAAAAUGCAAAUUUUUGAGUGUCUCCCAGAGCUCUGAAUCUAAAUCUCUGGAUGUCUAAAUCUCUGGAUAUCUAAUUUUUAACAACUUUCCUGGUGAUUCUUAAGCACAUUAAAAUUUGAGAACUGCU
Messenger RNA from Pan troglodytes (chimpanzee), 1793 nucleotides. It is a transcript of the gene SEPTIN14, whose product is annotated as septin 14. The transcript is spliced from 11 exons. NCBI's taxonomy places the organism in Eukaryota, Metazoa, Chordata, Mammalia, Primates, Hominidae. Gene Ontology annotation, molecular function: GTP binding. Bases 213 to 1562 code for a protein of 449 amino acids. The record is from RefSeq and is a predicted model, not a curated record.